Vicia faba (fava bean) is the source of this 1128-nucleotide messenger RNA. The record is from the annotation of a GenBank genome assembly. NCBI's taxonomy places the organism in Eukaryota, Viridiplantae, Streptophyta, Magnoliopsida, Fabales, Fabaceae.
AUGGCGGAUCCGAAGAAUGAAGGUUUCCUCACCUACGCUUAUCUUCUUCUCUACAUUGCUCUCUCCAGCGGUCAAAUCUUCUUCAACAAAGUCAGUUAUCAUCAUUCUUCUCGAUUUUCUAUGAUAUGCUUGUUUUCCGUUAAUUCGCGCGAAAUUGGAAUGCUAGAAAGUAUAUUAACAUGUUUCGAAAGAGGUUUUGUGUUGAUUUGUAAGUGGGUUUUGUCCUCUAAGGAAAUUAACUUUCCUUAUCCUUUGGCGUUGACUCUACUUCACAUGGUCUUCUCCUCUGUUGUGUGUUUUGUAUUAACCAAAGUUCUAAAGGUUUUGAAGGUUGAAGAGGGAAUGACUCCUGAAAUAUAUGCUAGUUCAGUUGUGCCGAUUGGGGCCAUGUUUGCAAUGACUCUUUGGCUUGGAAAUACUGCCUACCUGUAUAUUUCCGUGGCAUUUGCACAAAUGCUGAAGGCAAUUAUGCCUGUGGCUGUUUUUGUGCUUGGAGUAGCUGUGGGACUCGAGGUGAUGAGCUGCAAAAUGCUUUUGAUCAUGUCAUUGAUUAGUUUUGGUGUUCUAGUAGCUUCAUAUGGUGAGAUAAAUAUAAACUGGGUUGGAGUAGUUUACCAAAUGGGAGGUGUUGUUGGUGAAGCGCUAAGACUUAUCUUCAUGGAAAUUUUUGUUAAGAGGAAAGGUCUUAAGUUGAAUCCUAUAUCUGUGAUGUAUUAUGUUAGUCCCUGCAGUGCACUCUGCUUAUUCCUCCCAUGGAUAUUUUUAGAGAGAUCAAAGAUGGACGACCAUGGAACAUGGAACUUCCCUCCUGUUCUGCUUAUCCUCAAUUGCCUUUGUACAUUUGCUUUAAACUUGUCCGUUUUCCUUGUGAUUACACAUACGAGUGCUUUAACCAUUCGUGUUGCUGGAGUUGUUAAGGAUUGGGUGGUUGUUUUACUCUCUGCUGCUCUGUUUGCCGACACAAAGUUAACGACCAUCAAUUUGUUUGGUUAUGGAAUCGCCAUUGCAGGUGUAGCAGCAUAUAAUAAUUUCAAGUUGAAAAAGGAAGCUUCUCGAGACCCAUUAGAAGCUCCCGCGGCUGAAGAACCUCCCCAAAGGCAGGAGUCUCGGCCUUUAAUAAGUAGAUAG